Messenger RNA from Macrosteles quadrilineatus (aster leafhopper), 1968 nucleotides. Its product is annotated as neuronal acetylcholine receptor subunit alpha-7-like. The record is from RefSeq and is a predicted model, not a curated record. Gene Ontology annotation, molecular function: extracellular ligand-gated monoatomic ion channel activity; transmembrane signaling receptor activity. Gene Ontology annotation, cellular component: membrane. Lineage: Eukaryota; Metazoa; Arthropoda; Insecta; Hemiptera; Cicadellidae. The coding region runs from base 61 to 1299 and encodes 412 amino acids. Gene Ontology annotation, biological process: monoatomic ion transmembrane transport. The transcript has 10 exons.
CGACUCAAGUGACUAGAAGUGACAAAAGGAUCACUUGGUGGUUUUGCACCACAAACACAAAUGCAACUUCUCAACAUUCUGUUGUUUCUGUUCCUAGGUUUGGUCUACAUCAAUGGAGAACAAGCAGCCUUAUCACAGACGGAUACUUGCGAUGAAACACCCAAAACUAACACAGGGAGGCUGAAGAAGAAGAUAUUCUGUGGUUAUGACCCUACUGUAAGACCAGUCGCUCAUCAUUCCAACCAGACUUCCGUCAAAAUGGCCGCCUUUCCCAUCAACAUCGGAUGGAUGCAUGAAGAAAGGAACUCAAUAUGGAUGUCAUUUUGGCUAAUCAUGCAUUGGAACGAUGAUCUAUUGUCAUGGAACAGCUCACAUUACGAUGGUUUAGAAGAAUUUCCCACCGAUGGAAACAUGGUUUGGGUUCCAGAAAUCUUCGUAAGUGACCCCCCUCAGUCCCAGAUAUCUCGCCAGAUGAGUUGUGUCGUUCGCUCUACUGGUUACGUUGAUUGCUCCAAGAACAUGGGUGUCACUGCACGCUGUACCAUAGACCUCACUUACUUCCCCAACGACCGCCAUCAUUGCAAAGUAGUAUUCCGUCCUCGAACCUACAAGAACAACGUCCUCGACCUCACUUUUAUGGACUUUGAGGGGACGAAUCUAUUCACGUUUUACCGAUCGCAUGGAAUUUGGAACUUGGUGUCCCUCAAAGCCAAUCGCAAUGUAACGAAGCUGUUUGACGACUUCUACACUAUAGACAUGGAGUAUACUUUUGUGAUUGAGAGAAGAAGUUCAGCUUAUAGUGCAACACCAUUGGCAGUGAUGAUGAUGAUGGUGCUGAGCGUGUUCUGGCUAGAGCCGCAAUGUUCCGCCCGUAUCGUACUGCCCGGGUUGACAAUCCUAUGUCACAUGAUCAUCCUCCGAUGGCUCAUGGAAGUAGUCAGUUCCAACUUUGAAAGUCUUCCAGUCAUCAUUGUGGUUGUACGCAACUCUAUGCUACUGGCUGGUGUAGGAUUGGGGUGGAGUGUUGUGUGUAGAGCUCUAUGUAGUUGCUCUUUUUCACCAUAUUGGUUGUACAAGGCUACUACCAACAUAAACAAUAACCAGACCAUCAAACUCUUCCUUCCUCACGACAUUUUCAUCAAGUCAGGCACAUCGGGGGAUGAAGACGAGUCUUCUCUAGUAGUACAUCGGGACUGUACAGAACAGCAAUGGCGCAUCCUGAUCAUCUUGAGCGACCGGAUAUUCUUCAGCCUCUACCUCCUACUCUACAUGUACUUUUUUAUGUCUCUGACCCCAUAAAAUGUGUAUUACGCUACAAUGGCGGGAAGUGGAUGAUUACGGUACGAGCAUUAUAGUUGCGAGUAGAUGAUGGGAGUGCUGUAAACACAUUACCGAGUGAGUUUCGUACGAUACUUUUUGCAUUACAAGCAGCAACAAGUUUUUUUUACUAAUUUAGACCUAUAGACUAACAAAACUCUACUGAUCCUUUGUAAACUAUUUUGGAAAUAAGGAAAACUCAUACCUGUUUUUGGAUUUAACAAGCAAAUAUGAGCUAAUUCUUGUAGGCUUAAUCGUUAUUUUGUGUGGAAUUUCACAAUAUUCUCUAUCGUGAUCCAUCUCCUGUGAUAAGUUAUUUGAAAAUCGAUUACAAUACUCUACGCAAUGGCAGUCGUUCUGCUAACUGCGUAGUGUGGUGAAAACCCUAUUGCAAGCUAAAACCUUUUGACUAUUGAUGGAAGUGGACAUGCCAUUCCCUGCUGAAACCAGUUUAAGAGAAACUAUUAAGCCAUCAACAGAUAGCACAGAUGUAAUUUACUGAUUUAUUUCAAAUACUCUAGCUUUUAAAAUGAGCCAAGAAGGGACUACUUAUUGUCAGCUAUCAUAGUAACAAAAACUAAGGGAUCAGUAGCACACUCUCCAAGUGCAUUCCAAGUUCUUUUUGGUAGUAAUGUGUAGUAUAUUGUUAAA